Molecule: messenger RNA, 2444 nt
Organism: Ilex paraguariensis (yerba mate)
Lineage: Eukaryota; Viridiplantae; Streptophyta; Magnoliopsida; Aquifoliales; Aquifoliaceae
Source: the annotation of a GenBank genome assembly
GGAGCAAGAGAGAGAGGAACAAAUUGCAGGGAGACUCACCUAGUUUUGCUUAUAUGUGCAUGAUAGUUUUCACCAUCAUUUGUAUGCCUAUAUCUGAAAAUUUACUUCAACUGUGUGUUUGAAAAUUUCAAUGUGAAUGAUAAUGGAGGAAGACCGUGAAACACAUACAUUGCAUGUGGUAGAGAGCCACCCAGUUGCCCCCUAAUCGGAUGUGGCUUAAAAUGCUCAUCCUCAAAUUUGUGCUUCUCUCUCCGUGACCCCCACCCAGUUUGUCUUCUUCCCACCUCCUAUUUUUACCAUACUCUUUCGUCACCAUUCUGUGUUUGGUUCGUAUUCCAACUUUUCUCUAUUUUCCAAGGGGGGCAUAGAGAUUAAAUAAGGAAGAUGGAGAUAACCAAUGUCAGUGAGUAUGAGGCCAUUGCCAAGCAAAAGUUGCCAAAGAUGAUAUUUGACUACUAUGCAUCAGGUGCAGAGGACCAGUGGAGUCUGGCAGAGAACAGAAAUGCAUUCUCAAGAAUUCUGUUUCGACCCCGUAUUCUUAUUGAUGUGAGCAAAAUAGACAUGGCCACCACUGUCUUGGGUUUCAAGAUUUCAAUGCCCAUCAUGAUUGCACCAACAGCCAUGCAGAAAAUGGCUCACCCUGAAGGUAAGUAACAAUUUUACCUUGAGCUUAUACUUUUUUACACAGGAAGUUAAAUUCUAACUGUUUUUAUUUUUGGUCAGAAAAUUCUCACCAUGUUUGAUGGUUAAAUUUCACCAAUUGGCUUGUUUGGUUUACCUUUUUUUCAUUAGUUUUCAACUACGAGUAUGCUUUUAUGUCAACUUGCACAUAUCUAUACUACCUAAAACUUAAAUGUAUCGAGUUCACAGUGUAACCACAUUAUAACUAGAACUUGGAACUUUGAUGGGAUUCAAAUAUUUGAGAGACUGUCGUAUUUGGAAUGGUGGUAAGACUUUUGGGUGCCUCAGGCAACUAAAAUUGAGUUGUACUUGUAUAUCGAAAUAUCCAGUUAGAGAAGGCUUUCAUUGCUGAAGAUUUUUGACAUAGUCUCUUAGGACAAACUGCAAUAGAAUCAUCCAGAACCAUUUUUAUUCCCCCUCUCUACUAGGGUUAAAGGGUUGUAGGGUCUAAUAAAAGUACUUCGCUGGAAAAUUUUACUUGACAAAUGAUAUAGUCAACUUAAUACUUUGGGGAUUCUAAUCCAUGCCUACUGAUUCUGAAUGUGGAAACUGAUUAAGAUAAUAACUUUUCACUUUCAGCCUGAUGACUUGACCUGUUUCUUGUGCAGGAGAGUAUGCAACAGCCAGAGCUGCAUCAGCAGCUGGAACGAUUAUGACAUUGUCAUCCUGGGCCACUUCUAGCGUUGAAGAGGUCGCUUCAACUGGACCUGGCAUCCGCUUUUUUCAACUUUAUGUGUACAAAGACAGGAAUGUUGUUGCUCAGCUUGUGAGAAGAGCUGAAAGGGCUGGCUUCAAGGCUAUAGCUCUUACAGUUGACACCCCCAGGCUGGGACGGAGAGAAGCUGACAUCAAGAACAGAUUCACUUUACCACCAUUUUUGACAUUGAAGAACUUUGAGGGCUUGGAUCUUGGAAAGAUGGAAGGGGCUGAUGACUCUGGAUUAGCUUCAUAUGUUGCUGGUCAAAUUGAUCGUUCUCUGAGCUGGAAGGAUAUCAAGUGGCUUCAAACAAUCACUACAUUGCCAAUCCUAGUGAAGGGCGUACUCACUGCUGAGGACACAAGUCUAGCCAUUCAAAAUGGAGCAGCUGGCAUUAUUGUAUCCAAUCAUGGUGCCCGCCAACUUGAUUACGUCCCUGCCACGAUCAUGGCUCUGGAAGAGGUUGUGAAAGCUGCACAAGGCCGCGUGCCUGUGUUCUUGGAUGGGGGUGUCCGCCGUGGAACAGAUGUCUUCAAAGCAUUGGCACUGGGAGCCUCUGGCAUAUUUAUUGGACGACCUGUGGUGUUUUCGUUGGCUGCUGAAGGAGAAACCGGUAUAAGAAAAGUCCUCCAGAUGCUGCGCGAUGAAUUUGAGCUAACUAUGGCAUUAAGUGGUUGUCAUUCACUCAGAGAAAUCACACGCGACCACAUUGUAACCGAGUGGGAUGUUCCACACCCUCGUCCAACACCCAGGUUAUAAAAACCAUGCCUAUAAUAUGUGCAGAGCUCAACAGCAUACCUUUCCUAUUGAAAACUCAUUUACGUUUCGAUUAGUCCUACAUAUGUUUCGGAGAUGUUGAGCUGUUGAAUGUAACUGCCAUGGAUUUGUUUUACAUAAGCUGUCUGCUGCUGUCUUCAUUGUAUAUUCUUUCUAUAUAGUUUGCAGAAUUUCUAUAAAGACAUGGCAAUUUAUUUACUGAAAUAAAAAAGAUGCUGCGAUUUCAGAAGUGGAGAUGCAGAGGCAUGUCUCUCAAGUUUUGCUAAAAAAAAUUCUGACUACUGUGGAU